Molecule: messenger RNA, 3922 nt
Organism: Phycodurus eques (leafy seadragon)
Lineage: Eukaryota; Metazoa; Chordata; Actinopteri; Syngnathiformes; Syngnathidae
Gene: slc22a16
Product: solute carrier family 22 member 16
Exons: 8
Coding region: 1-1713 (570 amino acids)
Biological process (GO): transmembrane transport
Cellular component (GO): membrane
Source: RefSeq, a predicted model, not a curated record
AUGUCGGUCGAGAGGAUAUUUGACGAGCUGGGACAUUUCAAGAGGUUUCAGGCAUGCGUGUACUUUGCGGCCGUCUUCCAGGCCACGGCCUGCGGGAUCCACUACCUGGCUUCCGUCUUCCUGGUGGAGACGCCCGCCUUCGUCUGCGGCGCUCCCGCCAACGUCACGGACGUGUUGUUCGGCAACCUGACCGGGACCAGCGUGGAGGACUUUCUGCCCCUCUUCAGAGCAGAAACGGGCCCCCUGGUGGUCAGGACCCCCGGCGGGGAGCAGUGGGAGCUGAGCCGCUGCCGGCGGGCGCUGCGGAUUCGUCCCGGAGACUUCGCGUACGCCUUUGACGGAAAUAAAUCGGCGGAAGCGUGCGUCGGGGGCUUUGUUUACGAUCGCAGCGAAGUGUACCAGAGCAUCGUGACCGACUGGGACCUGGUGUGCGACCGAGCCUGGCUGGCGAAGCUGUGCCAGCCCACCUUCAUGUUGGGGGUGCUGGCGGGGGCGCUUGUGUUUGGGGACGUGGCUGACAGGGUUGGCAGAGUGAAGAUCCUCAUGUUCACCAGCCUCUGCCAAUUUGGGAUCGGCGUGUGUGUUGCCUUCUCCGCCAACUACUACUACUUCGUGGCCUUCCGCUUCCUCCUGGCCAUGGCAUCCAGCGGCUAUCUGGUGGUGGUUUUCGUGUACGUGACGGAGUUCACGGGCAUCGAGGUGCGCACGUGGACCUCCAUGCACGUGCACGCCGCCUUCGCCGUGGGCGUCAUGGUGGUGGCGCUGACCGGCUACCUGGUGCGCGUGUGGUGGAUCUACCAGAUCGUCCUGUCGCUGUGCACCUCGCCCUUCUUGCUCUUCUGCUGGAAGUUCCCCGAGACGCCCUUCUACCUCAUCGCCAAGGGCAAGCACGAGGAGGCGCAGGCCCUGCUGGACGCCAUGGCCCGCGUCAACGGUUCGGAGCGCCGCCCGAAGGUGGAGGAGCUGCUGGAGUCGGAGGAGCAGAACGGCGCGGAGCUGCCGGAGAAGGAGGAGCGCGAGGAGGCGGUCGGCAAGGCGCCGGAGAGGAAGCUGUCCAUCCUGGACUUGUUCGGCAGCUGGCGGAUGGCGGGGCGCACGUGCACCGUGUGGGCCAUCUGGUUCGUCGGCAGCCUGGGCUACUACGUCUUCUCGCUGGGCUCCGUCAACCUGGGGGGCAACCAGUACGUCAACCUCUUCCUGGUCGGUGCGGUGGAGCUUCCCUCUUAUCUGGUCGGCUGCUUCGCCAUGGACCGCAUCGGGCGCAAGAAGACGUGCGCCCCGGCCCUGCUGCUGGCGGGGGUCGCCUGCGCGCUCAUCAUAGUGGUCCCCGCCGACAUCGAGGCGCUGGCCAUCGCUCUGAGCAUGAUCGGAAAGUUCGCCGUCGCCAUCGCCUUCGGUCUCAUCUAUUUGUACACUUGCGAGCUUUACCCGACCAUCAUCAGGUCUCUGGCGGUGGGCAGCGGCAGCAUGAUGUGCCGCGUCGGCAGCGCGGUGGCGCCGUUCUGCGUGUACCUGGCCGACGUCUGGAUCUACCUGCCUCAGCUCAUCGUGGGCGUCCUGGCUUUCGUCAUCGGCAUCCUGACCCUGAUGCUGCCCGAGACGCUGGGCAGGCCGCUGACCUCCACCCUGGAGGAGGCCGAGGCUCUGGGACGAAGCCCCGCCGAGAAGAGGAAAAGUGCGGCGGACGGGCUGGAGAUGAGCCGGCGCGUGUGAGGGGGCAAAAAACAAAAAAAUCAUCUCAUACGCACGGAAAGCACACUUUCAGUGACACGUUUGUUGUUGACGUUUGGUGACCGAAAAUCACGGGACACGACAUUAGGUACGAGCUCGCGCAAUAGAAUUUGACUACAAAAACAAACAAACAUAAGCAGACCAUUUUCAUUUCAAUUUAGCUGGACGUCAUUGUAAUGGAAGAUGAAACUUCAAAUGAAAAUAAGACUGUUUCAUGGGUCAAAAUUGAACCAAGUGUGUGUUUACUGCUUUAUUGUUAGGGGCUGACGGUCGCAGCUGCAAGAAACCAACAGCAAUCCAAAAGAAAACCCAUAAAUACAGAUCAAAAGCAACAAUAAGCACAAGUGUAACUUCAUCGUACAUACGAUGUUCCUCACAUAUGCGCGCAAAUCCACGUUGACGUGGAUCAUUUCGGAACAAAUUUGCAGAUUUUGCGCUCGGGCCGAAGCCCGUCCUAAUUUAAAAGGAGUGCUUCGGUGCCGCCGAGAUGGAAGUUUCUGUCACGUGAGCCAAAGCCCUGUCCGAUAGAAAAGUAGUACUUUGCCACCGCCCUGUGGCUGUUAUAGGCAAUUGCAAGCACUUACCAGCAGAUUUUCACCGUUUGUGACAUCCAUCCUCAUUUUGUAGGAAAUUAAUACAAAUAUGAAGAAUUCAUAGAGAGCAGCAGCCUAUGACCCCUCCACCUCUGAAAGGCAGCUUCUAUGUUCACUCUUGUUUUUUUUUCUCAGGAUUUCUCCAAUUCCUUUUUAUUUUUUCUUAUUACUGUCAGGUCAUACCGAGUUCAAACAAAGACAGCAGAAGGAGCGGCACAAUGUCCAUUGAAUUGAAGCAAAAACUGUUGAAUUUCUCUACGUUCUAUUUCAUUAUGUCAUGACUGUAGGCUUUCAUAAAGUACAAUACGAGCGAGUGCUAUUUUCCUUAUUAAAAACAUUUCGGGUGUAACAGAUUAAUGGCAUUUCCCUUCAUUUCGACGGUUGAAGACGAUUUGAGGAUGUGGCGACGGAACCAAUUCAACGUGUAAGUCGAGGCAGCAGUGUGGCGUCUUGACUGCGAUUUGUCAAAUCCAGUUUGGGGCGCCGCUGUAUUUAGACCAUGUCGUGCUUUCCAUUGCGGACGUGUAAAACGUUUGGACCAAAGCACGGGAAUCGACCCGAGAGACGAUUAUUCACAUUUAACAUCAACUGUAUUGAGUUUUGCCUUGCGUGGCUGUUAAUAUUUGGAGACUUAUCACAUAAAUAUGACGGCCAACAUCACGAAGGGGGAUUUACAUUGAGGGUGACUGAAUUUUUAUUGUCACACAAUGAAUACAUGAAGGAUUGUUUUGAAUGAAUGUUUUACACUCAAGUCGGUUCUUGUCGGAGUCCCGCAGACCAAUGUAACGUUUAUGGGCCACUUCCGUGCACCGCUGGAGCCAAAAGUGGAAAAGCUGUGAAGCACGUGCACCACCGCGGGGACUCUUCUUCUUCUUCUUCAGCCACAUUUUGAACAAAACCCAUAAAUAUGAAGCAAAUAGGGAUUGGAAGACCUUUGUUGUCGUGCGACACGAAUAGAAUCAUCCGUCGAGUCGAAAGGAAGCCGGCGUGCAGCUCGUGUCGAGGGUGCAAAAGCGCAAGCCGGGAAAACCAAUUUGGGAUGCCGCGCCGGCACGAUUUCCGCUCGCGUGCAGGAUUCACAUUUCGAAAUGACAGACCUCGACCCGACUUCCGGCUAAACAAGUCCAAACAUUUGUGACAUUUGAGUAAAUACAAGAGCAUCAUUCUGCUUCUUGCUGUUUCCAGACGGCGCAAAAGCAUUUGCGGACGAUUCGAGCUCGCUAAUGUCGCUCAAAUACAAGAAAAAAAAAAACCCCAAAAAACAAUUACAACCAGAAGUAUGAGCAUAAAAUACAUUUGGAUUAUUACAAUUUGAAACCCUAACCCCAUUUUGAAACCCUAACCCCAUUUCGAAACACUUCUUUGAAACUUGAACCCCGUUUUAAAACCCUACUUUGAAACUGUAACCCCGUUUUGAAACCCCAUUUUGAAAUCCUACUUUGACAACCUAACCAUGUUUUAAAACCCUACUUUGAAACCCUAACCCCAUUUUGAAACCCUGACUGAGGUUUGAAACACUCCUUUGAAACUUUAACCCUGUUUUGAAACCCUACUUUGAAACCCUAAUCCCAUUUUAAAACCGUACUUUGAAACUCUAA